This is a messenger RNA of Solanum lycopersicum (tomato), 971 nucleotides long. The record is from RefSeq and is a predicted model, not a curated record. Lineage: Eukaryota; Viridiplantae; Streptophyta; Magnoliopsida; Solanales; Solanaceae.
UGAACAGAAUAAAUAUAUUUUUCCCACAUUAAAAAUAAAAUAUAACGACAAUCCUAAAAUAACUUUUUCUCUCCUAAUAAAAUUUCGCGUCCAAUCAAAUACGCGUAAAUUGAUAGGGGUUGGGAGUGAGAGGGGACCAAUUAAUAAAGUAACCUAACUUAUAAGACCAAAAAAAAAGAGGGUUAAGUUUAGGUAGUAACAAAAUUUUAUUUUAUUUUUAAAAAAAAAUGUUUUCUUCUUCUUCAGCAUCAUCAAAUCCAUCUCUCCGGGUGAAAAUUCCGGUGACCGGAGAAGGAAAAUUGAGAAUAAAUGUGAAAUCUCCGACGUCGGAGAUGUAUACGGAGGUUAAAGAAUCAGAUAAAGUGAAAGAUUUGGAGAAAUUGAUUAAAAAAGCAUGGGGAGAUAAUGAUAAUUAUGUAUCACUUUAUUAUAAUUCAAUUAAAAUGAAUAGUGAUUAUUUAUUAUCUUUUUAUAAUUUGAGAGAUGGCUCUAUUAUUACCGUAUCUCUUCUCGCUGAACCACCUCAUCAUCAUCAUCAUCGUCUUCAUCAUCAAUCGAAAUCUUCAUGUGAAACCAAGAAAAAUGUCAAAUUUCAAGAGGAGACAAACAGCACCUCCAAUGGUGAAAUUAAUGGUUGUCAAAGCUUUUUAUUUCAUAUGGCAAAGAUGUCAUCUCAAUUUUGCUCUUCCAUAUUUUCAAGACAUUAAAUUAUGUAUCUGAGAGAAAGUGGAAGGAGUUCGAAAGACGAAUCGUCGUUACAUAUAUCAAUAAAAUCGAGUUAAUAUGUUAUUACUAUCGAUAUUUAUUAACUAAACAUUCUAAGAUUUUACGUUAGUUUUUUCUACUUUAUUUGUACUCCUAUAAGAUCUACUUAUUUUGACAUUAGUCUUCAUUCUCUCUUAGGGUUUUAAAUAUUUUGAAAGUUAAAUCGGGCGAAAAACAUAUAAAAUAUUUUGUCUUUUUGAGUUUCA